Diaporthe amygdali is the source of this 390-nucleotide messenger RNA. RefSeq lists its product as uncharacterized. NCBI's taxonomy places the organism in Eukaryota, Fungi, Ascomycota, Sordariomycetes, Diaporthales, Diaporthaceae. Bases 1 to 390 code for a protein of 129 amino acids. The record is from RefSeq and is a predicted model, not a curated record. The transcript has a single exon.
AUGAAGGCCAUUCUCGUCCUAGUUUCACUUUUGGCGUCUGCCAUCGCCUCUCCCGUGCAAGUCCGCCAACUUCGCAAGGACGAAGCCCUCUCUAUUCGGGGAGGUUCUCCUGAGUCCGUCAUCGCACGGCAUCUGCCCAUUGCUCGACAGGUUAUAGAGGAAAUCGAUGAGGAUACUGGACUUCCAGACUUCGAAGAUGACGAAGAUAAUGACGGGACUAUUGACAGCCUGGACCAGGAUCUUGAUGGCGAUGGAAUUUUGAAUUCGGUUGACCCAGACGAUGACAACGAUGGUGAGCCAGAUGUGACUGAUAACUUGGACCGUCGGGACGACUUGGACCUUCCCGACAUUCCCGACGAUAUCGAUUUGAACCCCUUCGACAAGCACUAG